This is a messenger RNA of Cryptosporidium muris RN66, 1281 nucleotides long. RefSeq names its product UDP-galactose transporter family protein. The transcript has a single exon. Gene Ontology annotation, molecular function: UDP-galactose transmembrane transporter activity. The coding region runs from base 1 to 1281 and encodes 426 amino acids. Lineage: Eukaryota; Apicomplexa; Conoidasida; Eucoccidiorida; Cryptosporidiidae. Gene Ontology annotation, biological process: pyrimidine nucleotide-sugar transmembrane transport. Gene Ontology annotation, cellular component: Golgi membrane. The record is from RefSeq and is a predicted model, not a curated record.
AUGACUUUACAAGAUAAGAUUGAGAAUAAUAUUAAAGAAUAUGAGUGUAUAUAUUCUAAGAAAGGGACUUAUGAUAUUGAAAAUUGUACAGAAUCAAUUGGAUACUCUUACAAGACUCAAAAAGUUGAUGGAAUUUUAACAUUACAUGAUGAUGGUAUCGAAUUACCUUAUAUAUCCAUUUUUUAUGGUAAAUUAAAUAUUAAAAUGAGAUAUGUAACUUUAAUUUUGAUGAUAUUACAAAGUGUAUUUGCUGUAUUAUGUAUGAGACUUUCUUUAAUAUAUCCUUCAAAGGAUGGUAAAUUUUAUUUAUCUCCUGUUUCAGUUGUAGUUGGUGAAUUUAUGAAACUUAUAACCUCACUUAUAUUGAUAUUUAUUACUACAUCAGAAUGUAAAUUAUCAAAUUAUAGACAAGCUUUAUAUGAUGAAUUGACAAGUGAUUAUUGGGGUAAUAUUCUUGUUUGUAUCCCUGGUACUUUAUUUCUUUUUCAAAAUAAUUUAUUAUAUGUUGCACUUAAAAGAUUACCUGUAUCAAUAUAUCAAGUUAUAUAUCAAUUAAAAAUAAUAACAACAGCUUUAUUUAGUGUAAUUAUUUUAAAAAGAAAACUUAGUUCUGUUAGAUGGUUUGCUUGUUCUAUGUUAGUGAUUGGAGUUGUAUUAGUUCCAAAAUCAUCUAAUAAAGAUAAUUUAGAGACUUCUAGUUCAUUUCAAAUAGUCAUAGGACUUAUUUCUGCAAUAAUAUGUUCAAUAACAUCUGGACUUGGUGCUGUAAUACUUGAAAAAGUCAUUAAAAGUGGAAAUAAAACUGUAAAUUAUAGUUUAAUUGGUAGUAAUGAUGAAAUAAGUCAUUUUAAAACAUCAAUUUGGGGUAGGAAUGUAAUUUUAGCUUUAAUAGGUAUAGUUGGUGGUAUUCCAUUAGCAUGGUUUAGUCAUAAGGAUGCAAUAUUAAAAGAUGGUGUUUUUCAGGGUUUUAAUUUUUUAACUAUAAUUGUUAUUUUAUUGAAUGCAUAUGGUGGAUUUAUUAUUUUGGGAGUAUUAAAAUAUGCUGAUGGAAUUGUGAAGUGUUUUUGUAAUGCCAUAACUAUAGUUUUGAUAUCAAUACUUUCGUGGAUUAUUGAAGAUAGUACUCCUACAGCACAAUUCUUUUUAGGAGCAUUAAUAGUAAUAUCUGCUGUUAAUAUAUAUACUUUAGAUUGUCUUAUUCCAAGUUCUAUUGUUGUAUAUGUUAAACAAAAACUUAAUUAUAAAUCUCUAUCUGUUUGGAAUAAAAGGCAGUAUAUAUAA